Molecule: messenger RNA, 586 nt
Organism: Sphaeroforma arctica JP610
Lineage: Eukaryota; Ichthyosporea; Ichthyophonida
Exons: 1
Source: RefSeq, a predicted model, not a curated record
ACGACUCAGUGUGACGAUACGGUUGCGAUAGGCACGAGUGCUGGCAACACGAACCAGAAUGACAAUGCGAUUGCUAUAGGGUACAAUGCCGGUCAGACGGACCAGAUGGGGUCAGCGAUUACCAUAGGGUCGGAUGCGGGGAAGGUGUCCCAGGGUAAUGGCGUUACCAUCGGAACCAUGGCCGGCCGUACCAGCCAAGGUACACACGCCGUCGCAAUAUGUGAGGGUGCAAUGUACGAAAACGGAGGGCAAUAUUCGGUGGCCGUAGGUAUGUCGGCGUGUUAUUCAGGAGACGGCGGAAACUGUGUAGCUAUAGGGCACGGAGCGCUUGAGUUUAACGGGGCGACAAAGAAGUACGUGGUCGCACUGGGUGCACUGGCAAUCAAUACGGUGUCGUCCAACAACACAAUUACAUUGAACGCAACGGCCGCGGACCUACCAAAUGCGGUACCCGAUUCGUUUAUGGUCAAGCCGGUCUGGAACGCGGCGGGACCCAACGCGCUAACGUACAACCCCGCAACAGGUGAAAUCACGUACACGACCUCGAGUCUGGACACCAAGGAAAACAUUAAGGAACAUUGGGGAG